AUGAGUCCACACACCGCAUAUUAUACCGUACCCAAUGACAGCAAAACGCACUGGGAUCUCAGAUACCUACUCUCAACUUCUAAGCCCUCAACAGCGACGGCCGCCGACAACACCACUGACUUGCCACGCUCGACCCGGGAUGUGGGUCAGAGCGGCGAGGUCAUCGGCGGCACGGGCAACUUUAUGCCGGCCGGCAUCGAAUCCAAGCAUGCCUAUAUGGGCGCCAAUCACCACGCUGUCCAUGGUGACACUCGUGAUCUCAAGCAUUCCAAGUAUGACCGGAGUGAGUUUGAGCGCUAUCAGCAGGAGUAA
Penicillium robsamsonii is the source of this 312-nucleotide messenger RNA. RefSeq lists its product as uncharacterized. Lineage: Eukaryota; Fungi; Ascomycota; Eurotiomycetes; Eurotiales; Aspergillaceae. Bases 1 to 312 code for a protein of 103 amino acids. The transcript has 2 exons. The record is from RefSeq and is a predicted model, not a curated record.